GGGGUGAGGAUAAUCAGACAGCCAAUUAUCAUCUCUCUAGCUAACUUUCAGGGCAUUAAAACUGCAGGGAGAAAUUGUAUGUUCAGCAUUUUUAAUCAUUUUCCUACUUUUUAUAAGCUUUAAGUUAAGAAAUGAAAACUUUUUGAUUUGGGAUGUGUCCUUUUCUUAAAAGCAAAAUUUCUUUUGCACGAGGGCUCAAGAAAUGCAAGGACCUUCUCCAGAUUGGUGUUUUUCUGCAGCAUCAUUGGCCCAAAAAAUAGUGUAUUAGUGGUGGAUUUAUACUGGACCAUCCACACCUUCUGUUUUUUUAGUUGUUCUGUGUUGCUUCCCCGGUAUUACUGCAAGGGUGUCCCUCCAGAUGGCAAUAAAGGUAAAGGUACCCCUGACCAUUAGGUCCAGUUGCGGACGACUCUGGUGUUGCGGUGCUCAUCUCUCUUUACUGGCCGAGGGAGCCAGUGUUUGUCCGCAGACAGCUUCCAGGUCAUGUGGCGCACUGGCAAACCAGAGCAGCACACGGAAAUGCCAUUUACCUUCCCGCCAGAGCGGUACCUAUUUAACUACUUGCACUUUGACGUGCUUUCGAACUGCUAGGUUGGCAGGAGCUGGGACCGAAAAACGGGAACUCACCCCAUCAGGAUUCAAACCGCCAACCUUUUGAUCGGCAAGCCCAAGGCUCAGUGGUUUAGACCACAGCGCCACCCAUGUGGCAAUAGAGUACUAUGAAUAUCAGGAUAACACCCCACCGUAAAUGCAUGGUAUGAAAAGUUACAGGGCAUGUUCUGACUGGAAGCAAAACUGUAUGUCUGUCCUCUCCAAAACUUUCACAAGCACAAGCAGUGUUGAAAGCGGGAUCUUGUCUAGCCCUACCAAUGAGCAGAAAUCACCAUGAAUACAGAAUAAAAAGAAUGUCUGGAGUGCCCCCAUUUCAAUGUGAAGCAUAAUUCAGUUCUCUUUCAUGCCUUGCAGUUCCUGUCCAAGCCUGAAGCAGAUGAUGACAACACCAGUGACGGGACGUUCAACUUCCUGGCCAUAGAAAGAGGUCAGAGGAAGGGGCUGUUAGGAUCUCCUACUCUCGAGUAGGACCCUGGCAGAGACACAUGCCUGACUGGCAUGUUCCCUACCUCCUGAUCGAUCGUUCGGGAGCUUCAAAAACUUUCUCCAGCCUGAACAUCACAGCAACUGAUGUCAACUGACAUCACACUCAGAGAUCCGCAGAGUGUUCGCAAUUGCGUAACAGACCUCAGCAACUCAGCAUUUGGCUAAUCUUUGGCUAAUCUGCUUUCUUAAAUAUAAACACAUAUGGAGCACUGCAUCAUGGCUCCCUUUCUCUUUAGCACCAGACAGCAAAGAGAAAGAACAAAGGACAAUAGUCCCACUUCAGGAAACACAGUAACACAAACAUCCGGUCUUCGUCAUAUAUCAUCAUGUGAUAGACAACAAUCCCAUGACAGCAGACAUGGGGAAUGAAUCUUCAACAGGGGCUGGGCUGAGAAGUGGAGCGGGUAGAAGGGACUGGGUGGGUGAUGCCUUUCUGGGGACUGAGGGUGUCUGAAUAAACAACUACAGUAUCUGACAUUUAGAAGACACCUGAAGGCAGCCCUGUUUAGGGAAGUUUUUAAUGACUGAUGUUUUAAUGUAUUUUUAAUCUUUUGUUGGAAGCUGCCCCGAGUGGCUGGGGAAACCCAGCCAGAUAUAAUAAUAACAAUAACAACAGCAGCAGCAGCAGCAGCAGCAGCAGCAGCAUUCUGUUCUCACAAUGGUCAACCAGAUGCCCCAAAGGGAAACCAGCAAGCAGGAUCCGAGCACAAGAACGCUCUCCUCCCACGCAACUGGUAUUCAGAAGCAUUACUGUGGAGGCAGGGCAGAGCCACCGUGUCUAGUAGUCCAUGAAUUCACCCAAUCCUCUUUGAAAGCCACCCAAGUUGGUGACCAUCACUGUGUCCUGUAGGAGGGAGUUCCAUAGUGUACCUGUGCGUUGUUCUUUUUUCUGUCCUGAAUCUUCCAGCGUUCACCUUCAUUGGAUGUUUAUGAGUUCUAGCAUCUCUCCACUUUCUUCAUUACAUGCAUAAUUUUGUGUCCUCCUCUCAUGUCACCUCUUGCUCACCUUUUCUCUGAACUUAAAAGUCCAAAUUCUGCAACCUGUCCUCAAAGAGGAGUCGCUUCACCCCUUGAACAUUUUCAUCACCAUUUUCUGAACCUUUUGAACUCUAAAUCUCCUUUUUGAGAAGAGCUGACCAGAACUGUGCACUGGACUUCAAGUUGUAAAAUGACAUUAUGAUACCAGCAAUUUUAUUUUCAAUUCCUUUUCUUAUGGUCCUUGGCAUGGAAAUUUCCUUUUUCACAGCUGCUGCACACUGGGUCAACUUCUUCGCUGAGCUAUCCAGUACAACCCUAAGGUCUUGUGAUUUUUAUGGGAUGAUUGUCAUGUUUUUAAGCUGGCAAGGCAAAGAGUCUAGAUGUUUUUUCACCUGACCCUGGAAAAGGGAGGCUGGGCCAGUGGGGGUUGAAGAAAGCUGUGGCACAGUGAGAGACAGAUAGGCUUAGAACAUAAUGCUUUAAGCAUGUCUGUGCCACUUUCCAGAUUAAAUAUCUGAGUCCAAGGCUCUUCAACAAAGAGGAGGGAGCGCUUAAUUUGUUUUAUAGCAGUGCACGGACAAAGGCAGCCUGGUUAGCAUCCGUCUGUCUCGAGAGACAAAGGCGUGUGCUGGUGGGGUGUAUGUGAAAUCAAACUGCUGCAUUAGCGGCACCAAAAUGGCCUGGCUAAUAUGGUCCAAAGUAAAGCAGAGCAAUACAUUUGGCACCAACUUGGCUGCAAGAGUCGCCGGAAGUUGUACAAGGUGCCACCCAACCCUCUUAGGGACUCCACUCCAGAUUUGUGUAGGGUUUAGUCCUUAGCCUUUACUUCCCCCCCAAAUAUCCCACAAGGCAGUAGAGGUUCAGGAUCAGAGUUUUUCUUCUCCUAGUUGGGUUCUCUUCCCAGGUGGAUGAGCCCCACCUGCCCCUCACUUUGCGCUCCAGCACAGGCAGAAACCGCCUUCUUGACUGGUGGACUCCCUGUUGUUCUCAUCUGCUCAAUCUGCUGGAGCCUCUCUUUGCAUGCAGGGGAUAGCCAGUCCCUAACUCACCUUCGGCUCCCCUCACCUGGUUUAGCCAGCCAGUGGGCGCCAUUCCCUGGGGUGUGGCUGCUGUCACCUGCUGGCAGCUUCUAAGAGCCACAGAUGAGAGCUGAAUACACGGAAGGGACCAAAGGGGCACAAACCAUGCCGGAAGGAGCACAAUGUGCCCCCACCAGAGGCACUGCCCCUCCCCAAGCACCCCAUACAUUUAAAACACUUAACAUCCCCAAAGAAUCCUGGGAAAUGUAGUUUGUUAGAGGUGCUGGGAAUUGUAGCGCUGGAGGGGUAGGCCACAGUUCCCAGGAUUUUUGAGGCGUGAUGUGCUUCAAAUGUAUAUGCAGCCUAAGGUUGCAAUCCGAACCCCACUUUUCUGUGAGUAAGCUCCAUUGAAUUCAGUUGGGCUUACUUCUGAGUAGGCAUGGUUAAGCUUGUGCUGUCAGCUUUCUCCGGGACAUUCUCUGGUUAAAUGUCACAAUGAAGUUACAAGGUAGCCUAGCUGCAUUCAGACUCAACCCAGAAUCUGUAAUAUGGCUAUGAUAUCAUGGCUCUACUUAACAGGGUUGUUGAACAGAGGCGAACAGUUUACUGCAAAGUGCUAUGAAAUAAAUAUUCUUCUUAACCUGUGAGGUGGUGGUCCUUGCCUAGAAGCCCUUCCUCAAAUCCUACAUGUUGGCUUGGUGCGUGGAAAGCACUUUGUUCAUGCUCAGAAGUAAUGCAGAUCCCUUCUUUGCAGCUCUACAAAAAGGGAUGAUGAAGCAGUCUGUGCCGCCGCCUCUUCCCCUCUCAGCCCGACGGGUGUCUCUGCCAGUCCGGGGUGCCUCUGGGUCCCAAGCGAAAGCUGCCGCCAGCAGAGAUCCUUUACCAGCCCUGAAAGAUGACGAGGAGGAGAUCCAGGAGGAAUCGAUCUACGUGGAAUGUGAGCCCAGACCAGCCUACAUGCCCCGCAAAGUGCCUCCUGUCCAGCCUCUGAAGCAAGCCAGGCCAGCAAUCACUCCAUCAGGACCCCAGAAGGCCUUUGCAGAAAACCUGUGCAAAGGCGUGUGUCUGAAGAGUGGAUCCGUGCCAGAGGAUUUUUGCAUGCAAAACAAGGCCUGGUAUGCAGGUAGCUGUGACCGACAUACAGCUGAGGCUGCCCUCCUCCGGUUUAAUAAGGACAGUGCCUACCUGGUGAGGCAGAGCUCACGACACGGCUGGAACCAGCCAUUCACUUUGGCUGUGCUUUUCAAGAAGCACGUCUACAACAUCCCCAUCCGCUACAUAGAGAGCAGUCGUCAAUAUACGCUUGGCAAGGAUGGCAGGAGCCACGAAGAGCUCUUUGACAGCGUUUCCAGCAUCAUCCAAAGCUACACCGAGCGCCCCUUGGUGCUGGUGGAUGGCAGCACUUCUGCCAAGGAACAGACUUGCUUGCUGUUUCCAGUGAAGCCAUGACUUUGGGGCCUGGGGGGCAGGAGCAGCUGCAGGAGAAGAUGGGGGUGUCACCCCUGACCUCGGGCACGGAACGGCUUCAUUUGCCUGGCUGAACCGACACAAGGCCAAAGGAUCAGUGUGGCACCCUGGCAUUCUGCAAAAGGUUCUUGUGAAUCAUUCUUCAAUAUUCCUCAAUAGGUUUCUUCUGGCAAACAGCAGUGCAUCUGCAAAAAUAUUCCACUGGUACUGAUACGGCAAAGCAAGGGAACUUGUGGGCUGGUGGGAUGGAAGGGAGAGUUUAGCAGGCAUUCCCACCUAAGGCACCAGUCCUGUGGUUUGUUUGCUUCAUUUGUUCUCCCUUUUGUCUUGAGUUUGAGUGUCACAAAGCCCAUGACACCUUUGGUGAAGGCUGUUCUCCAACUGGAGCGCUUGCAGGCCAGUGUUUCCUAAUUGUUGGUGUUAAUACUAUAUUUUUUAAAAAUUGCCUUGAGACAGUCUUUAAACUUCUUUUGUUGACCCCCAGCAUUAUGCUUUCCAUUUUUAAGUUCGGAAUAGAGUAGUUGCUUUGGAAGCAUCUGCACAACAUGACCAGUCCAACGAAUCAUUGCUUCCACACUGGUGAUCUUUGCUUCUUUCAGUACACUGGCAUUAGUUCUCCUGUCUUCCCAAGUGAUGUGUAAAAAAUUUUGGAGACACCGUUGAUGGAAUCUUGCAAGGAGUUGGAGAUGGCGUUUAUAAGUGGUCCAUGUUUCACAAGCAUACUGUAAGGUUGGUAGUACAAUAGCUUUGUAAACAAGCAUUUUGGUUUCCCUGCGAAUGUCCCGGUCCUCAAACACUGCACUUCAAUCAGGAGAAAGCUGCACUCGCAGAGCUCAGGCGAUGCUGGAUUUCGGCAUUUUGUCUUUCUAACACCCAUUUGCUCUCUGGCAUGGGCCACUUCCUUUGUUAACUUAACGGCCCAUACUUAUGGGGCCAUUACCAAGAAAUUUGUCAGGCCAUUCCAGCAAAUUUGUUGUUGUUGUUUAGUCCUGUCCGACUCUUUGACUCUUUGUGACCCCAUGGACCAGAGCACGCCAGGCACUCCUGUCUUCCACUGCCUCCUGCAGUUUGGUCAAACUCCUGUUCGUAGCUUCGAGAACACUGUCCAGCCAUCUCGUCCCCUUCUCCUAGUAGUGCCCUCCAUCUUUCCCAACAUCAGCAAAUUAGUCCUUGUUGAAUCCAGGAAUUGGAAGGGACUCGGGCAUACAGCCUACCGUACUGAAACUACCGUACUUGUUGGAGCUACUUUGUCUUUUCCUAAAUUCGCAAGAACUGCCAAUAUCAGCUGACACAAAAAUCCACUCCUGGCAGGCUUUUGCCUUCAUUUUAGUAGCCUAAUUUAUCUGGGGAGAAAUGUAAGUUUCCUUUUGCUAUUGUUAAAACAUUGGGAGUCAUAAACCCUUUCUGAUCUACUGCCCUGAAAUCUGCCAGUAGAUCUCUGUCUCCCUUCUGCUCACCCCAAUUCUUGGUGUCCGUAUAUAGUAUUGAUAUACAGUUUUGUUUUAAAGUAUGUUAAAAUCUUUUACAUUGCAAAGCCCAGGCUUUUAUUUUGAAAACGUUAUUCCAAUUUCCCUGGCUGCUCAUCCUCAGAAGAAAAAUGAAUUAUGAUAACAGGUUAACUCAACUCAUCUGUUGCUGUAUUUUCUAAUAACUACAAGGAUUUUUUUUCUGCAUGACUUGCAAAUUACAGCCCAUCUUCGGUAGUAGAAAAGCAUCCUAUUCAGGGUCCUAUUCAGCACAAAGCAGCAUUGGGAGAAUGGCUCCCAGGAACAUGUAGAGAAUGCCCACGAGAACCAGCCAAAUCAGUACAAAACUAUAUAGCCUAAUUGCCUCAGAAUAUAUUGCUUUCUAGUUCACUUAUUUGUCAGUAGGGUGGGUUUGUUCCAUUUGUUGUUUUCUGUUUGACCUGUCAUGUGAACUCAAUAAAACAUUAUAAAGAGGAAGGUGGCCGGGUGCCCUCCUUUACAGAGGAUGGUCCUCUAUUUUAAGCCAUCCUGUAUUUGAAGGCCUGCCCAGUCCAAGUCCAGUUUAAAGAAAAGGAACGCUAAGAAGAGUGAGCGCUGUAGCUCCGCGGUGGAGCAACUGUCUUGCAUGCAGAAGGACAAUGCAAUUACCAAAGGUGCAGGAGUCCUGGUCUCUUCAGCAUCCAGCCAAACUACAUGCCUGUUUUGUGACAUUUUGAGGGGUCCUAAUAAAGGUUUGGCCCAUUGUGCAUUUGGGAGGGUUUUUUCUUUGCAGAGCUC
Zootoca vivipara (common lizard) is the source of this 6805-nucleotide messenger RNA. NCBI's taxonomy places the organism in Eukaryota, Metazoa, Chordata, Lepidosauria, Squamata, Lacertidae. The record is from RefSeq and is a predicted model, not a curated record.